Brachypodium distachyon (stiff brome) is the source of this 672-nucleotide messenger RNA. Its product is annotated as histone H3.v1-like. The transcript is spliced from 5 exons. The record is from RefSeq and is a predicted model, not a curated record. NCBI's taxonomy places the organism in Eukaryota, Viridiplantae, Streptophyta, Magnoliopsida, Poales, Poaceae. Bases 1 to 672 code for a protein of 223 amino acids.
AUGUCGCCGGCGACGCCCAAUCGCGGAGGCGUGAUGGGCGACUGGAAAAGGAAUUCCAUCGCAGGCGGGCCGUCGCCCCAAGGGAUGUCGCCGGUGACGCCCAAUCAAGACAUCCCCGGCGCCUUACACUUGGAUUUCUUCUUCCGCGCCGGCGCCUCCCGCACCGCCUCCCCCUGCCAUGGAGUCGGAGGUAAUUGCUCAGGGAGCACGAGGGAGGUUGGGGCGGCGAUCACGCCAUCGUGGCCUGGAGGAUCGACAUCGACGAUCACCGAUGGGACCUUGCGGCAACCAGGAGCCGGUUCGAACGGCGCCGAUAGGACGACGCGAGUGGUGCCGCCGAGCAGGAAGCGGCGUCGGAGUGGAGCGAGAGCCCCCUGCCCGUCGUUUACCAUGUUAUCAACGAUACCCGAGCAUGACGCCACCACAUUCGUCGACAAUGAAGAUGGCGACCACCGGAUCUCGGGUCAUGGGUCGGAGACUGAGGAGAGCAUGCGGGAGGAGGCCAUGUUGGCAGCAUACAGCGAGAAGGAGGAGGAGGAGGAGCAGCAGCAGCAGCAUGGGGAGGACGUGCAGGAGGAAGAAAAGGAGGAGGAGGAGCAGCAGCAGCAGGGGGAGAACGCAGAUUUAAGAAAUUUUGUGUUUCGCAUUGGCGGCAAAGUUGUUUUUGUGUGA